CAAGUGAGCUGAAUCCAUUCGAACCCAGCCCUUCAUCAUUCAAAAAUUACAACUUACAGUACCUUCAGGCAACUCUCCAACUUCUUUCACAGCUGCAAUCUGAAGGCUUUUUCGAUGCUGCAGUAAUUCUGUUUGGAUCAACCUGCUUUCUGUGGAACUAUAUUCUGAACGUAGCGAGACCUAACCGAUUGUUGCUCUAAAUUUCUUCAACAGAAUUAUUUGUGCUGAGAAAUAUGCACCUGGAGAACAAAAACCAGAUCGAGAUAGAACUAGCACAGAAAGCAGAUCCCCCUCAAAUGACUGUGAUUGACCACUUCAGAAUGUCAGCUGAGAACAGAGAUUGUGAGAAUCUGAAGCUUCUGGAAGGCUUUUGUGAGCUUCUGCCUAGCCAGGAUGGAGAACAGGGUUGCUACCGGAAUGGAGCUGUAGCAUGUGAGCAGUACACUCUCUACUGUGAAGAAGCCAGCCCAGUCAUUCAACAGGAGCGGCUCCAGUCCAGUGCAACAAGGAAUUUAGAAUACCAACUCUUCAACUCCAAGUUGCAAGGCAAUGAUUUCAAUGAUAAAACACCGUUAUUGAAUGGUAUAUCUGAAGGGAAUGGGAGAAAUUACCUGACUCUUUAUGAAACAGAUCCUGAUGAAUCAUGGGAAUGCAGCUCAGGUGAACUGGAGCAACGAGGCCGACUGGGGAGUGAGGUUGGCUGCUUGUCUGCAUCUAACUCCACUGAGAAAUGUGACAUCUUGGAUAGUCUCCACCUGAACUUCAUACUUCCUAACAAGCUGAGAUGUGUUUUAAAAGUUCUGAAGAUUUCCAGUCUCUUCAUCUUUGUUGUUAUUUGCUCAGUUUUGUUUAGCUCUUACCCAGGGCAUGGGAAUCGUAGACAAAUGGUAACUGUUUCACCAUUGGAAAACACAUUUUUAAACCUCUCAAACUUUGAAGGCAAUGCUCUUCUCAAACUGGAAAUUGCAGGACCAUUUGAAGAAGGCCAAAUUCACAGCAACAGAGACGAAUACAUCAGCAUUCAAGUUGAACAGGUCGAAGAUGGUGGCAGAAGGAGGAGGAGGCGUCAGCAGCUGGUGCACAAUUGGACAAUUCCAUUAAAUCCACAACGGAAUCAACUCCUCCAGACAAAGACUUUUGAGAUGGCCAGCAGCGAUGAAAUCACUUUGAGUAUACAAGCCUUCCUCAAGGACAGUGAAAUGGUUCCACUCUCCAUUCAUCACCAUUAUCUCUAUGCAAAUGUUGAGACUCAAGUUGCCAUCGCAUCCGUCAUUUUGGCUGGAGUCUACGCACUUAUAGUAUUUGAGAUUGUUCAUCGAUCUUUGGCUGCUAUGUUGGGAUCCCUGGCAGCUUUGGCUGCCUUGGCUGUGAUUGGUGAUAGACCAAGCAUGGUUACAGUUGUGGAGUGGAUUGACUACGAAACACUGGCAUUACUGUUUGGAAUGAUGAUUUUGGUGGCAAUAUUUUCAGAAACUGGCUUUUUCGAUUACUGUGCUGUCAAGGCUUACCAAUUGUCGAGAGGAAGAAUCUGGGCCAUGAUUGUCAUUCUGUGCCUUAUUGCUGCCAUUCUAUCGGCUUUCUUGGACAAUGUCACUACAAUGCUUAUCUUCACACCAGUAACCAUAAGGUUAUGUGAAGUGCUCAAUCUGGACCCUAGGCACGUGCUGAUCGCAGAGAUUGUCUUCACGAAUAUUGGCGGAGCGGCCACAGCUGUUGGGGAUCCACCAAAUGUCAUCAUCGUUUCCAAUCAGCACCUGCAAAAGAAAGGCCUUGAUUUUGCUGCAUUCACUGGCCACAUGUUUGUUGGAAUUGUCUUGGUUCUCCUCGUGUCAUUUCCCGUCUUCAGACUGCUUUACUGGAACAAAAAGCUCUACAACAAGGAACCAAGUGAGAUUGUUGAGCUGAAGCAUGAGAUUCAUGUUUGGAGACUCACAGCUCAGCGCAUUAAUCCUGCCAGUCGAGAGGAGACAGCAGUGAAGUGCCUACUCAUGCAGAAGGUGCUCAAUCUGGAGAACAUGCUCCGGAAAAAGCUUAGGACUUUUCAAAGACAAAUUUCACACGAUGACAAAAACUGGGAAACUAUCAUUCAGGAACUGCAGAAAACACACAGGAUAAUGGACAAAGCCCUCCUGGUUAAAUGCUCAAUAGUUUUGGGAUUUGUUAUCUUCAUGUUCUUUCUCAACUCGUUUGUUCCCAGAAUUCAUCUUGAUCUCGGUUGGAUCGCAAUGUUGGGUGCAAUAUGGCUUCUGGUGCUGACUGAUAACCAUGACUUUGAGAUUAUACUGCACAGAGUUGAAUGGGCAACGCUUCUUUUCUUUGCUGCACUCUUUAUCCUCAUGGAGGCACUGGCUAACCUGCAAUUGAUUGACUACAUUGGAGAGCAGACAGCUACAUUGAUAAAGUCUGUUCCGGAAGAACAAAGACUCCCUGUCGCUUUAAUCCUCGUCAUUUGGGUCUCUUCUCUGGCCUCAUCCCUGAUAGAUAAUAUUCCGUUUACAGCCACUAUGAUUCCCGUGCUGUUAAAUCUGAGCCAGGACACAGAUGUAAACCUACCUGUGAAGCCAUUGAUUUUUGCAUUGGCGAUGGGAGCCUGUCUGGGAGGCAAUGGAACAUUGAUCGGUGCUUCCACUAACGUGGUAUGUGCAGGAAUAGCAGAACAGCAUGGCUAUGGUUUCUCCUUCAUGGCCUUUUUCAGACUCGGCUUUCCGAUGAUGCUUGUUUCCACAACUAUUGGGAUGUGCUACCUCCUCGUUGUUCAUGUUGUACUGGGAUGGAACUCGUGAACUGACUUCAAAAGAACAAAGGGAGCACUGUCCUUGGAGGAUGAUGCUUACUUUCAACACCUUAUGAAUCAAGCGACAUUGAGCAACACUGCAAAAUGAACCAACAGUUCAAUUCACAGAUUUAAGCUAUUGACGGGUAUUUUUGAGACCAUUUUCCAACUCUGCCCUGCAACCUUGUCUAUAGACUGUAGCAAUCGAGAGUAUGAAAUGUAACAUAAAACCAACAACAAGGGAAUAAUCUUCAUGGCAAAACAUCAUGUACUGCUAACAUUGCUUAAGCAGAGGCAAACUUAAAUGUCAUUAAAAUUUACACAUUGUAAUUUGUUCAAAAUCUGCAAAUGCUACUAGUUCUUUCUCUUUGCAGUGAACAACUACCUUGAGUAUUUCUAAUGUUUAUUUACCACUAAAAUGAAGCAACUGAAGUUUAUGUCGAUAUGACAAAUAUAUACAGGUUAUAACAAAAUAAUGUGUUUUGAAAUUUUAAAUAAAACCUGUUCUAGCAAACAAA
This is a messenger RNA of Stegostoma tigrinum, 3291 nucleotides long. It is a transcript of the gene oca2, whose product is annotated as oculocutaneous albinism II. The transcript has 24 exons. Gene Ontology annotation, cellular component: melanosome membrane. Gene Ontology annotation, biological process: melanocyte differentiation; transmembrane transport; melanin biosynthetic process. The record is from RefSeq and is a predicted model, not a curated record. NCBI's taxonomy places the organism in Eukaryota, Metazoa, Chordata, Chondrichthyes, Orectolobiformes, Stegostomatidae. Bases 234 to 2783 code for a protein of 849 amino acids.